AUGGACGAUUUACUCUCGCCGUACUCCUCUUUCCUUCCACCCUCGCCGUGCUCCAAACUCUCCACCGUCCACGAACAGCAACUUGAGUUCGUAUCCCAGGAUCUUCCCGAACCAUGGCUGUUCGACGGCAGCAUGAUGUCCAACAAAGCGGACAGUGAGCUGUGGCCUAUGGGGAGCCCGCUCGCCGGGAGCACUGUGCACUCCGAGCUACCGCCGAGCCUCCCGGCAACGCCGCAGGAUCCUGUGAAGAGGCGGGGACGGAAACCCGGAUCCUGCUCCACGGUCAGCCACGUGCAGGCCGAGCGGCAGCGCCGCAACAAACUGAACCGUCGAUUUUGUGACCUCCGCGCUGCCGUCCCCACCGUGUCCCGCAUGGACAAGGCAUCACUCCUCUCCGACGCCACCAUCUACAUCACGGAGCUGCGCUCCCGCUUGGAGCGCCUCGAGGAGGCCAAAAAGGCACUGGAGCAGAGCUCCGCGGCCGCUUCUCGCGAUGGACUAGCUGCCGAAUUCCUACAGGUGGAUGAAACGGUAGACAUGCAGAUGGUGGGGCGUGAUGCAGCCGUGGUGCGUGUGACCACCGCGGCGAGCCACGCGCCCGCGCGGCUGAUGGGCGCGCUCCGGUCGCUGGACCUGCAGGUGCAGCAUGCCUGCGUUAGCCGCGUGCACGGCGUGACCCGGCAGAGCGUUCUCGUUGACGUGCCAACCUCGAUGCAGGAUGAGGACAGUCUCCGCUCGGCUGUGCUCCAGACGCUGCAGGAUAGCGCCUAG
Triticum aestivum (bread wheat) is the source of this 771-nucleotide messenger RNA. Its product is annotated as transcription factor MYC1. Gene Ontology annotation, biological process: regulation of DNA-templated transcription. Gene Ontology annotation, cellular component: nucleus. The transcript has a single exon. Bases 1 to 771 code for a protein of 256 amino acids. The record is from RefSeq and is a predicted model, not a curated record. NCBI's taxonomy places the organism in Eukaryota, Viridiplantae, Streptophyta, Magnoliopsida, Poales, Poaceae. Gene Ontology annotation, molecular function: transcription cis-regulatory region binding; protein dimerization activity; DNA-binding transcription factor activity.